Molecule: messenger RNA, 1259 nt
Organism: Zeugodacus cucurbitae (melon fly)
Lineage: Eukaryota; Metazoa; Arthropoda; Insecta; Diptera; Tephritidae
Exons: 4
Coding region: 117-1061 (314 amino acids)
Source: RefSeq, a predicted model, not a curated record
UUUGAAGUCUGGUAAUACUUAGCUGAUAUAUUUUUGGUUUUGAAAGAAAUAAUGUGGAAUAUUCGAAAUUUGCUGCAUAUAUUAAUUUGUUCUGUCUACUAAAUCUACAUUAACGCAUGGACCUGAAAGCUCUUUUAUUGAAUUCCAUUUCGAGUAAACAACCUCUACUGCUUAAUAGACGCAUGCAUAUCGGGAAAUGCUGUUACUCAGUCACCUUUGAGGUUGAUGGCAAAAUGUUAAACGUUAUACGCAUAAGACAAGUCUACACUAAGGCUCCGUUUCAAAUGCGUGUGCAACGACGUCAACGAUUCCUGCAGAAACUGAAAAGCUGCUCUUCGCUUAGCGUCAAUUCCGACCUAAAGCCGAAAGAUUCACCAACACGUACAAUCAUUCCGCAAUUUGCCGAUUGCUCAACCCAAACAUCGAAACCGCAAAUGCGCAGUCGCUCAACCGAGACGGAAGUUCACACACUUCCGGUACAUCGCGAACAGCAGACCAGUCGUCGUGUGUUGCGCAAGCAAAGCACCCAAACCGACCCGAAUACUUUGUGUCAUGGCGUACAAACCGAGCAUAGAAUAUUGGCACGAGCGACCCAGACUAACGAAAGUUGCGCCGAAGCGACACCAACUCAAACCGAAUACUAUUGCUAUAACAAUCAGGUGCAAACCGAACCGAUCGAGGAUGACAUAAGUGCCGAGCACGAAAAGGAGGCGGUUGUAUUUAUGUUAAACGAAAUCGGCGAAAUGAUUAUCAAUCAGAAUCAUUUGCUGCAGAACAAUACUACAAUGUUGAGUCAGAUGUCGGAGAUGGCGCUUUUGAAUAAGGUGGCAGCACAGAAAAAAAACUCCCAGAAACAUGAGAAAAAACACAAAUUUCAGCGUUUUACUCGAAAGCAUGGUAGAUUACGUUAUACACCCAUGCCGUCGAAGUCAGUGCCGGUUGACAAAAGAAAUCAAUGGGCGCAAACCAUUUAUCCCAUAGGCCUCUCCACAAAAACGACACAAACGCGUCAAGAAAUCCAGAGACGCAAACGUUUCAGUCUCUUUUGUUUUAAAUUAUGACUAAAUUCGUUUUGAUUUAAACAUACAUCUUAGAGCCAAAGAUAUUAACCGAUAUGGUACAUAGCGUCGAACUUAACGUGCUAUGAUUGUAAUACAAAUUAUCUUAAAUUUACUAAUUUUUCUAUAUGUAUAUUUUAUACACAACAACUUUUAAAUGUUGUUCUAAUAAAAGCGCACCAAUAAAUCUUGGUUUUUUUU